AUGAUGGAGAAUUCAAUUUCCUGCAAAAUUUUACUGUCUGUUUUCGGCAACGAAGCGCCACAUCACUCGACAAUUUGGGGGGGUGCACCAACAACGGCAGUCACCGAGGAAAACUUCGAUGCUGUGCGCAAACUCAUCAUUGAAUAUAGACAUGUGACAUAUCGCGAGAUUGAAGCGUCCUUGAAGAUCUCAAAGACCUCAAUUCAAAAAAUUUUACAUGAAGAAUUAGGAGUAAGAAAAUUAGUUUCUCGUUGGAUACCCCGCCUGUUGACUGAAGAGCAGAAAGCAGCCAGGGUUAAUUGGUGUCAAAAAACGCUUCAAUUCCGGAAACUCAAAAAAUGUGAAAAAAAGCCAACAAAAGUCAUCCGUUCUCGAAGUGUUUCGAAAAAGAUGGUCGCGACAUUUGUUUCAAAAGCGGGUCAUAUUGCAACAAUUCCUCUUAAUGAGCAAAGAACUGUUACUGCGGAUUGGUAUACCACCAUUUGUUUGCCAAAAGUCAUCACCGAGCUUCGAAAAAUCAACCCCGAAAGAAGAAUCAUCCUCCACCAAGACAAUGCAUGCUCGCACACAGCCCAAAAAACAAGGCAGUUUUUAACGGAAAAAAACGUGGAAUUAUUGGACCAUCCUCCAUAUAGUCCCGAUCUAACUCCUAACGAUUUCUUCACUUUCCCGAAAAUCAAAAACAGGCUGCGUGGUCAAAGGUUCCAGUCACCAGAAGAAGCAGUUGACGCAUUCAAAAAUGCCCGCAUGCAGAUGUGUAUUAAUCUUCGUGGAGAAUCCUUCGAAAAACAAUAA
Molecule: messenger RNA, 795 nt
Organism: Acanthoscelides obtectus
Lineage: Eukaryota; Metazoa; Arthropoda; Insecta; Coleoptera; Chrysomelidae
Source: the annotation of a GenBank genome assembly